Messenger RNA from Recurvomyces mirabilis, 2301 nucleotides. RefSeq names its product Molecular chaperone (DnaJ superfamily). Gene Ontology annotation, cellular component: endoplasmic reticulum. The transcript has 2 exons. Gene Ontology annotation, molecular function: misfolded protein binding; protein-folding chaperone binding. NCBI's taxonomy places the organism in Eukaryota, Fungi, Ascomycota, Dothideomycetes, Mycosphaerellales, Teratosphaeriaceae. Bases 1 to 2301 code for a protein of 766 amino acids. The record is from RefSeq and is a predicted model, not a curated record.
AUGCCUAAAGACACUAAGCUAUAUGACAUACUGGGCGUCCGCCCGGAUGCAGAUGCGACGCAAAUCAGACAUGCAUACAUGCAACGAUCUAAGCAGACACAUCCUGAUAGACCCAAAGGAGAUUCAGCUCUGUUCGCAAGGUUGGCCACGGCUUACAAUAUCUUGAUCGACCCCAAGGAAAAGGCAGCCUACGAUCGAGAUGGAUACAAGCACACCCCGCUCUCCGAUCAGGAUGCUAAGGCAAGCUUUUCCGACGCAUACAAGGAUGAAUAUGUACUGGAUGACGAAGCCGCCAACUUGAUAGACCACUGGGUGCAAGAGGAGACUCUUGAUGAAGUACCGAAGAUCAGUCUUGGCACUGAUUUUGAAGGCGUUCCAGAGAAUCUUGCGAAACUCUUCGGCGACUAUAGCCUCAUGUCCUCCUCCCCAAGAGGUAGACAGGCGAUUAACAAUCUGGCAUCCUAUUGCGGGAAACAUUUCGGCGCCCGCAAUGAACAGAUCCUGAAGGAUUGGGACGGGAAAGACCAAUUGACUCCCUUCAUCGGUAACCAGUACUACACUCGAGACGGUGGCCUGGUGGAUAAGCCAGAGGUUUUGAAGUUGACUUGGCCUAUAAAUGAUCUUAUGAAGCUUCACCGAGAAUUCGAGGACGACUUUCGUCAACUUCUCGAAGGCUCGGCCGGAGCGCUUGAAGUUCUGCGCGUGGCACAUCGCCCGAGGUACAAUGCCAUGCUUACACAAAAUCUUCCGGUUAUGGAGGGUGUGGCCAAGAAGAUCGUCUGGGCCACUAUUGAUGAGACUCUACGGGAGCUUAGAAACCUCGCAUCCAAAGAGAAAGGAGUAGACACGGUAUGGAAGACGAAGAGAGUCAAGUAUGAUACGCUUGCACGGCAACACCGCUUUCCACCGGACUGGACGCAGAUGGUUGACGAGAAGUUGGCACCUGACCUCAAGAGGACGAUUGCUACUCAAUCGACGUGGAAGCCAACCACUGCUGCUGCUCAAUCGAAGGGGAAGCCUGCCACCGUCGAGAGUGAAGUUAGGGACGAGGUCGGUCAUGAUCUCGGAGUAGCUGGACCUGUAACCUAUCCAGAUCUUGGUCCCAUCUCAGCUCCAAGCACGAGAGGCAGUGGAACAACCCAUGCUAUUACAGCUACUGGUGACGAUAAUACUCAGGCUGCAGGAUCUCCAUUGCGAAGUCCCAAGGGUAAAGAGGCGAUCCGGCCGGACACGAAUGUUCUUCAUGACGAUGUCACUAGAUCCAUCAUGCCGCCAAACAACAGAGAUGCAUCUGUCCACCAGGUUCACGCCGAGUCAAGCUCUAGUCAGAUUGGUGCCCCUGUGUCGCGAGAUCUGGGAACACUGGAAGAUGCUAGCGCUGAAAUUUUUGUCCGUGAUUGGAAGCAGAACUCCUUCAAGGUCUUUGGCUGGCGGACUUUCGGAAGAGCUGAGCAGAUAUUUCUGGAGACCGAAAGUGGUCAGCAGUUGGAUUCCAGCAGUGGUCGACGGUCGGCGCUAAAGAUACUUCGCAUCGAGUCCGCAAGUCCAUAUCGUGCGACGCUCGAGACCGUCAAGCAACAGCCCAUGCUAGACCUGAAUCGCAAACAGCUGAUGCAUGACGACCUGCGACGACACGACCUUAGUGAUCUCAACAUAGUAGCAUUUGCUCAGAAGACGCCAGGCGUUGCGCCAGCAUCCGGCUACCCUCGGGACACCCCGUGCUACUUCAUCUCGAAGUCUGAGUCAGGUUAUGGCAUUGCGACAAAAUCUGAUAUGAUGAGAGCUUACGGCGAUCAUGCAGUGGGACGUAUGGUCGACGAGAUCUGGAAGAGUGGUUCUAAGGAUCUUAUAAAGCUGAAGCCAAUGCAAAAGCGCCUGGCGAUGGAAUAUGCCGCCAUGAAUGACAGCGACUCAGACAGCGACUCGGAUUCGAGCGAAACCCCGCUCAUGUCUCGUGACGGUAGACGAGAGGUGAGGCGGCUUGGCUCGGGGUACAGAGCUCGCCCAGCACAGCCAUACUUGAUGCUUGGGGCGAGACAAGGGAAAGCUCAUGCCGAGCAGUCGCAGGAUCGUGUUGAAAGUGCAGUCGCUGGCCUCGAGGACCUAUCACUGGCUGGGCGCAAGAUCGUGUUUUCCAACUAUCCUGCCAUGACUGGUGAACCUCAGACGGCUAUAGAAGCUCUGAACAAGCUUAGGGAAGCAGCCACAGAUGGUAAGGGCGAGGAUCUGGCAGUCAUAGACCAGUUGCUGAAAGCUGCGCUAGAGCUCAGAGCAAAGGAGAAUCAGCGUGUCUACGUUUGA